UCAGAUUUCAGAGUUCAGACCGCCGACAGAAUAAUCACUCAGAUCCGAGCGACAUCGCCGCGGCCGCUGCCUGCUCCCCAACUCGCAACCCUUCCUUCCCAUCUGAUGGCCUUGGCCGCGGACAAGCGCCUCGCCGCCGCGGCUCCGUACCUACCGGCGGAGCUCAUACCGGAUAUCGCGCGGCACUUGACGACGCUCCAAGACUUCUUCGCCCUCCGCGCCGCCUGCCGCUCCUACCGCACCGCGCUGCCACCCUCCCGCGCCGUCCUCGCGUCCCAGCCGCCGCACCUUCUCGUGCCCCACCACGCCUCCUCCCCGUGCUCGCUGGCCCUCAUCCACCCCUUGUGUCGCCGCCUCCUCCGCUUCCGUGCGCCCUCGCCCCCUUUCCCCAGCGCUGUCGUUGCAUCCGACGGCGCCCGCGUCGUCACCUUUGACCACUUUGCCCGCGAGCUCUCCAUCAUCCACCUCCUUUCCGGCGAUCGGGUUCGCGUCCCCGACGCUCCCUUCCUAUUCUCCCGCGCAGUCCUUGCCGGCGACCUCGUCCUCCUCAUCGCACCCGGGUGGGUUCAGUAUUGCCGCCUGGGGGACGGUCGAUGGCGGGAGGCGUAUUGCCGGCUCGGGGGCUGCGGCGGCAGCCUCUUCGGUGGCCUGUACAUGAUGGUCGGCAUGCUCGCUGUCAAUGGCGUCCUAUAUGCGCUCCUCAACACCUGCCAACUCGCAGUGGCAGAGCUGAUGGACAAUAAGGUCGAAUUAAAGCUGCUUGGAGGGGAAGUGGGUGACCAUGUCAGAGAUGCUUGGAUGGAAAGCAAGGAUUUCAUGCUUGGGGCGUGUGCUGGUGUGCCCAUACUCAUCUUCAAGGUAUCAGUCAAGCCUGAGUACAAGGUUUUCCGCUGGGAACCUGCAGAGCAAAGGUGGGUGAGAGCUAUGACCCUGGGAAGGCGGACUCUUUUCAUGUCUGGCAAUGGCUUUGAUGCUUGGGUUGGUCCAGAUUCACCUGGAAUUCGAGGGGAUUGCAUAUAUGAGGCUCUGCCACGGGCAGCAGGUUGGAGUGAGUACUCAUUAGUUGAUGACACUUAUGAACUCGUCACUAUUGACUACCAAGGUGCACCAGAUCUAGAUGCCUUAAGGAAGCAGGUUUGGGUGCUUCCGAGCUUGUGCUAAUAUUGGAAUAUGAAGAUUAAAUUCUGAUGUUGAAUCCAUCGACAUCACCUAAAGAUUAUAUGGCAGAUGAAUGAGCUACAUUUAGUGGUGUGGGAUCUUUCUGUUUAUUCUUGAUAAUUGCAGGAUGCUUGCUACUUGCCAAUUCAGGGAUGAGCUACUGCAAGAUUCUGGCUUGAUUUACAGAUUUUGUUGCUUUGAAUUGGUCUUUUCCACAUCUCUUUUCUUUUGGAGAAAAAAAUGAAAGCUUUAGGCGCUCCAGUUUCUGUUGCAAACCAAAUGGUUCAUUGACACAUGUUAUUGAAGCUUUGGCUCAGCUUACAAAUCUGAGUAUGCUCGAGGCCUUCACUUUGUUAAGAUUACAAGGAUAGUUGGGUCCUAUAUAUGAAAUAAAAUUCUUUGCUAAACAGUCCUACAAAAUAUUGUUGGGAUCUUUACAUGGCUGAUCCAGACUUUGCUUGGUCAUUUAAUCCUGUUGCCAUGGCAAGGGCAAGUUCUUGUUUUUGACUUCUUUUGAAAGAUAGAUUGAACAUGCUCAAGUUGCUUAUCACUAAAAACGUCUACCUGGACAAAUUUGUAACACCUGCAGUCCUGCACUCUAUCUCAAGAAGGUUCCUGUGUUCAUCUCUCCUUCCCAUGCUCUUUCAGCAGGAAUUGUUGGUGCUUCAGGACCUGUGACCUAUAUCUAUACUCUCUCUUUGACAUGUUGGCUGAGGGCCAGGGCCUUGGACUGUGCACAUCAUCAGGAAGGUUUGAUCACAUAUUGGUCAAUCUGUUUAAAGCAAGAAAUUGUUUCCACCAAUGUAUACUGGCCUUCCAACAUUGGAAGAAGGGUUUGAAGGAAACUCAAUAUUAUAGAUUGGUCAAUCUGUUCAGAGCAUGUUAUCAUUUCCACCAAUGCAUCCUGGCCUUCUAACAUUGGAAGAAGGGUUUAAAGGAAAACUUCAAUAUUGGCUAGAGUCAUGCUCUCUGUAAACAGUGUAAUAUCCCUCUUUGGACCUAAGUCCACCCAUUUACAUGUACUUUUUUUCCUUAUUAACGCAAAAACAUAAUAUGCGACUCGUGCAAAACACUGUUUUAUAUUGUAGACUGCACUAUUCGUAGAGUGAAGUUUGAAAUAGAGAUGAUAUAAGAGAUAGGAUGGGUAAA
Zea mays is the source of this 2307-nucleotide messenger RNA. RefSeq lists its product as uncharacterized. Lineage: Eukaryota; Viridiplantae; Streptophyta; Magnoliopsida; Poales; Poaceae. Bases 106 to 1161 code for a protein of 351 amino acids. The transcript has 2 exons. The record is from RefSeq and is a predicted model, not a curated record.